Messenger RNA from Salvelinus fontinalis (brook trout), 9385 nucleotides. RefSeq names its product gamma-aminobutyric acid type B receptor subunit 1-like. The transcript is spliced from 24 exons. Lineage: Eukaryota; Metazoa; Chordata; Actinopteri; Salmoniformes; Salmonidae. Gene Ontology annotation, molecular function: G protein-coupled GABA receptor activity. Gene Ontology annotation, biological process: G protein-coupled receptor signaling pathway; gamma-aminobutyric acid signaling pathway. Gene Ontology annotation, cellular component: G protein-coupled receptor heterodimeric complex; membrane. The record is from RefSeq and is a predicted model, not a curated record. The coding region runs from base 471 to 3776 and encodes 1101 amino acids.
UGUGUGUGUGUGUGUGUGUGUGUAGGCUAUCGUGCUUUUUCCGAGUGAACAUUUUACACCGGUCAGAAAUACAGCGAUUUUUUUUCAAUUUGGGUCACAGAAUAGACGUAUUGCAGUCUUGGUUUUAGGGGUUUGGAGAAAAUGUGUUUGCACAAAAGCACACUUUUGCCCACACUGCUGUCGACAUUUGCUGUUUAAUUUCUCCCUAAGAGUCUAAUUCGACGGAAACAUGGCAAUUGAACGGGCGUCUAGUAUUUGUAAGUAUGAUUAUAGUGACCAGUAGGCUACAGUAAUCUCACCUAAACUUGGUAAUGAUUGUAUGUAUGCGUUUUUUAAACUUUGAUGGACUAUUGAUACAUUUUUGCAUUCAAAUCGACGUUUUUUUCAACGAUCUAAAACCAAGCAAUAUGAAUUUAUGACACAACAUUCGGCUAUCUACAGCUUUGAUUUCUAAGCGAGACUGUUGUUGGAUGCAUGGAGACAAUUAUAGGCUAAACGCAGCAUUUGACAACAGCGCCAUAUUUACAGAUUUUAAUUUUCUAUGCAAUAGCGUCUCCUACUCGUUUAGAUUCGGGCAGAUUGAAUAUUUAGGCUACCGUUAUUGGUUGUGGUGGCCAUUCGCUCUUGCGGGCACGUGCAUACACAUUGAUCCUCACACACGCAAACACACACCUUUUCACACACGCCGCAGGACGGACGCUACAUCAACCAAGACUCUUUUUGUGAUCAUCUUCCUCGCCAACUGUCAUCCGGAGCCAGCAGCUGAACAGUGCUGCAGUGGAGAGAUGGCACUUCUCCUUUUAAUUAUCCUAGUGUUCCCCUCCCUCACACCGGCCAAACACAAUACAACCACAGGAGGCUGUGCUAUCAUCCGUCCUCCCAGAGAUGGAGGGAUAAGGUAUAGAGGACUGACCCAAGAGCAGAUCCGCAGUGUACAGGUGCUACCUCUGGACUAUGAGAUUGAGUACAUCUGCAGAGGGAACAGGUGGAUCGUAGGACCCAAGGUGAGGAAGUGUCUACCCAACGGUACCUGGACUGACCUCACGCAGCGCAGCAAAUGCUUACUACUGUGUCCGCGGGUGUGGACAUCUCUGGAGAACGGGCGUGUAUCAGAGAGGCCCCUGGGGCCCCCAGUAGAGGGGACCGUACUUCAGUACAGCUGUCUGCCAGGAUUCAUCCUGAUUGGAAGGAACUCCACACACUGCAACAAGCUGGGCAAAUGGGACUCGCCCAAACCCGUCUGCCACUAUGACAGACAUUAUACAGGCAAGAAGAAGCUCUAUAUCGGUGCCCUCUUCCCGAUGAGCGGAGGCUGGCCCGGGGGCCAAGCAUGCCUCCCUUCCGCUCAGAUGGCCCUCGACUUGGUGAACAAGAGAACGGAUAUACUGCCGGAGUACGAACUGGAACUAAUCCACUACGAUAGCAUGUGUGAUCCAGGUGAAGCCACCAAGCUCCUGUAUGACCUGCUCUACACUGAGCCCAUCAAGAUGGUCCUGAUGCCCGGCUGCAGCUCUGUGUCCACGCUGGUGGCCGAGGCCGCUCGCAUGUGGAACCUUAUAGUGUUAUCCUAUGGUUCCAGUUCUCCAGCUCUCUCCAACCGUCAGCGCUUCCCGACGUUCUUCCGUACCCACCCGUCUGCCACUCUCCACAACCCCACCAGGGUUCAGCUCUUUCAGAAGUGGAAAUGGACUAAGAUCGCCACCAUCCAGCAGACUACGGAAGUCUUCACCUCGACGCUGGAUGAUCUAGAGACGAGGACCAAAGAGGCCGGGAUAGAGAUCAGCGUUCGCCAGAGCUUCCUCACCGACCCCGCCCCAGCUGUCAAGAAUCUCAAGCGGCAAGAUGCCAGAAUCAUCGUAGGGCUCUUCUACGAGACGGAAGCCAGAAAAGUUUUCUGUGAGGUGUACAAGGAGAAGCUCUAUGGGAAGAAGUAUGUCUGGUUCCUGAUUGGUUGGUACGCAGACAACUGGUUCAAGAUCAAAGACCCGUCAAUCAACUGCACCGUGGAGCAGAUGACGGAGGCGGUGGAGGGCCACGUUACCACGGAGAUCGUCAUGCUCAACCCAGAGACCGUCCGAGGGGCCUCCAAUCUGACGUCUCAGGAGUUCCUGAACCAGCUGAUGUCUAAGUUAGGGGGUAAGAACCCUGAGGAGACGGGGGGGUUCCAAGAGGCCCCUCUGGCCUACGAUGCAGUGUGGGCCCUGGCUCUGGCCCUCAACAAGACUGUGGGGCCACUGAAGGCCAAGGGCCGGAGGCUGGAAGACUUCAACUACAACAACCGAGAUAUCACCGCUGAGAUCUACCGUGCCCUCAACACCAGCUCAUUUGAAGGAGUCUCGGGCCAUGUUGUGUUUGAUGCCCAGGGUUCUAGAAUGGCCUGGACUCUUAUUGAGCAGCUGCAAGGAGGCAGCUAUAAGAAGAUUGGAUACUUCGACAGUACUAAAGGCAAUCUAUCCUGGUAUGGGAAUGACAAGUGGAUAGGUCCAGGCCCCCCAGCAGAUCAGACGGUGGUUAUAGAGGAGUUUAGGUUCCUCUCUCAGAAGCUCUUUGUCUCUGUGUCUGUGUUCGCUGGACUGGGGAUUCUACUGGGGAUAGUGUGUCUCACAUUCAACAUCUACAACAGCAAUGUCAGGUACAUCCAGAACUCCCAGCCAUACCUGAACAACAUGACGGCAGUGGGGUGUAUGAUGGCUCUGGCUGCUGUCUUCCCUCUGGGCCUCGACGGACACCACAUACACAGGAAGCAGUUCCCCGUGGUCUGCCAGUUCCGUCUGUGGCUGCUUGGCCUGGGCUUCAGCCUGGCGUACGGUUCUAUGUUCACUAAGAUCUGGUGGGUCCACACUGUCUUCACCAAGAAGGAUGACAAGAAGGAAAAGAGGAAGCACCUGGAGCCGUGGAAACUCUAUGCCACCGUGGGGGUGCUGCUGGUCAUCGACGUCCUGUCACUCAUGAUCUGGCAAAUAGUGGAUCCUCUACACGUCACGGUGGAGAAGUUUGUGAGAGAGGCCCCUAAAGGAGAUCUGGAUGUUCUGGUUCAACCGCUGCUGGAACACUGCAGCUCAGACAAGAUGAACACUUGGCUUGGGGUGGUGUAUGGCUAUAAGGGCUUGCUGCUGCUCCUGGGGAUUUUCUUGGCUUAUGAGACCAAGUCUAUAUCUACAGAGAAGAUCAAUGACCACCGCGCUGUGGGCAUGGCCAUCUACAACGUCUCAGUGCUGUGUAUGAUCACGGCUCCCGUCACCAUGAUCUUGUCGUCGCAGCAGGACGCCUCGUUUGCCUUCGCCUCCCUGGCCAUCGUCUUCUCCGUCUACAUCACCCUGGUGGUGCUCUUCGUACCCAAGAUGCGUCGCCUGAUCACCCGAGGGGAGUGGCAGUCAGACACCCAGGAGACCAUGAAGACACAGGGCUCAUCCACCAACAACAACGAUGAGGAGAAGUCCAGACAGCUGGAGAGAGAGAACAAGGAACUACAGAAGAUCAUUCAGGAGAAAGAAGAGAGGGUGUCAGAGCUGCGAAACCAGCUGGUGGAGCGACAAGCCCUCCGCUCCCGAAGACGACCCUCCACAGCCAACCAGAACCACAGCACACCCCUUCUCCCCGUCCCCUCGAACAACGACCCCAAAUCCCUCAUUCCCCCACCGGGGUACCCCAACCCCACCGCAGACAACCACUCCCUCCCUCCAUCGUUCUCCAACUCCUCCAACCUCUAUCAGCCCGACGGGAAGAUCAAUAGAAACAACUGCCACACCAGCCGGCUACAGCUCCUCUACAAGUAGAGAGAUCUGAAGGAGGGAUGACUUAUAGUAUGAAGGAUGAGUAAUGGGGUGAGCGGGGUGAGAGAUGAGGAAGCGUGAGAACGGAGUGAGCAUCAAUAAGCGAAUGGGAGUGAGCGAAUGAGUAUGAGUCAGAGAAAGUAUGCUUAGUGAACAAGAGGAGGUAGGGAGGUAGGUAGGGAGGUAGGUAGGUAGGGAGGGAGGGAGGGUGCUUAGGGAUGAGUAAGACAGUGAUCGGAGGGGCAACGGGAGUCAAACGGUGAUGAGAUUCAUUGAAUAAUAGAGAUCAGAGAGAAGAGGCCUUAUCUUAAAACAGCCAAAAAGACAAGAGGAAGCUUUCUGAAGAGAACUGUUGAAAGAGGGUAAAGGGAUUUGAAGAAGGGAAAACAGAAAGCAGAGGAUUAUCGUUUCUCUCUCUCUCUCUCUUUCUCCUCUCUCUCUCCUCCCUCCCUCUCUCUCUCUCUCUCUCUCUUUCUCCUCCCUCUCUCUUCUCUCUCUCUCUCUCUCUCUCUCUCUCUCUCUCUCUCUCUCUCUCUUCUCUCUCUCUUCUCUCUCUCUUCUCUCUCUCUCUCCUUCUGUCACUCCCUCCCCCUAGUGUCCAAUAAAUGAAAUCAUUCCAUCUUUUUUUUGAAGGGGGGACAUGAGAACAACAGUCUAUAAUUUCCAGUAAAUGAUACAGUUUUGCACCUGUUGCUCUCAGAGCAUGAUGUAUGAACAGCCAUCUGGGAUUAGUAUAUACAUUACUCCAAGUGAGGGAGAAAAGACAGGUAGUGAUGUUAUGGCUAGACAUCCAUCAUAUUUAUUGUUUACCAUAAUACCUGUUUACCAUAUUAAUUGUUUACCAUAAUACCUGUUUACCAUAUUUAUUGUUUACCAUAAUACCUGUUUACCAUAUUUAUUGUUUACCAUAAUACCAGUUUACUACCGAGAGUUUGCUGGUUUGAAUAUCUGAGCCGAGAAGGUGAAAGAUCUGGCUGUGUCCUUGAGCAAGGAACUGAAUUAACUGUCAUUUUCUCCAGAGGCAUUGUAUUACUAUGACUGACUCUGUACAACAACACAUUACACUGCACCUAUCAUACUACUAUGACUGACCCUAUAAAACAACACCUAUCAUACUACUAUGACUGACCCUGUACAACAACACAUUACACUGCACCUAUCAUACUACUAUGACUGACCCUGUAAAACAACACAUUACACUGCACCAAUCAUACUACUAUGUCUGACCCUGUAAAACAACACCUAUCAUACUACUAUGACUGACCCUGUAAAACAACACCUAUCAUACUACUAUGACUGACCAUGUAAAACAACACAUUACACUGCACCUAUCAUACUACUAUGACUGACCAUGUAAAACAACACCUAUCAUACUACUAUGGCUGACCCUGUAAAACAACACCUAUCAUACUACUAUGACUGACCCUGUAAAACAACACCUAUCAUACUACUAUGACUGACCCUGUAAAACAACACCUAUCAUACUACUAUGACUGACCCUGUAAAACAACACCUAUCAUACUACUAUGACUGACCCUGUAAAACAACACCUAUCAUACUACUAUGACUGACCCUGUAAAACAACACCUAUCAUACUACUAUGACUGACCCUGUAAAACAACACCUAUCAUACUACUAUGACUGACCCUGUAAAACAACACCUAUCAUACUACUAUGACUGACCCUGUAAAACAACACCUAUCAUACUACUAUGGCUGACCCUGUAAAACAACACCUAUCAUACUACUAUGACUGACCCUGUAAAACAACACCUAUCAUACUACUAUGACUGACCCUGUAAAACAACACCUAUCAUACUACUAUGACUGACCCUGUAAAACAACACCUAUCAUACUACUAUGACUGACCCUGUAAAACAACACCUAUCAUACUACUAUGACUGACCCUGUAAAACAACACCUAUCAUACUACUAUGACUGACCCUGUAAAACAACACCUAUCAUACUACUAUGACUGACCCUGUAAAACAACACCUAUCAUACUACUAUGACUGACCCUGUAAAACAACACCUAUCAUACUACUAUGACUGACCCUGUAAAACAACACCUAUCAUACUACUAUGACUGACCCUGUAAAACAACACCUAUCAUACUACUAUGACUGACCCUGUAAAACAACACCUAUCGUACUACUAUGACUGACCAUGUAAAACAACACCUAUCAUACUACUAUGACUGACCAUGUAAAACAACACAUUACACUGCACCUAUCAUACUACUAUGACUGACCAUGUAAAACAACACCUAUCAUACUACUAUGACUGACCAUGUAAAACAACACCUAUCAUACUACUAUGACUGACCCUGUAAAACAACACCUAUCAUACUACUAUGACUGACCCUGUAAAACAACACCUAUCGUACUACUAUGACUGACCCUGUAAAACAACACCUAUCAUACUACUAUGACUGACCCUGUACAACAACACAUUACACUGCACCUAUCAUACUACUAUGACUGACCCUGUAAAACAACACCUAUCAUACUACUAUGACUGACCCUGUAAAACAACACCUAUCAUACUACUAUGACUGACCCUGUAAAACAACACGUAUCAUACUACUAUGACUGACCCUGUAAAACAACACCUAUCAUACAACUAUGACUGACCCUGUAAAACAACACCUAUCAUACUACUAUGACUGACCCUGUACAACAACACAUUACACUGCACCUAUCAUACUACUAUGACUGACCCUGUAAAACAACACGUAUCAUACUACUAUGACUGACCCUGUACAACAACACAUUACACUGCACCUAUCAUACUACUAUGACUGACCCUGUAAAACAACACCUAUCAUACUACUAUGACUGACCCUGUAAAACAACACCUAUCAUACUACUAUGACUGACCCUGUAAAACAACACGUAUCAUACUACUAUGACUGACCCUGUAAAACAACACCUAUCAUACAACUAUGACUGACCCUGUAAAACAACACCUAUCAUACUACUAUGACUGACCCUGUACAACAACACAUUACACUGCACCUAUCAUACUACUAUGACUGACCCUGUAAAACAACACCUAUCAUACUACUAUGACUGACCCUGUAAAACAACACCUAUCAUACUACUAUGACUGACCCUGUACAACAACACCUAUCAUACUACUAUGACUGACCCUGUACAACAACACCUAUCAUACUACUAUGACUGACCCUGUAAAACAACACCUAUCAUACAACUAUGACUGACCCUGUAAAACAACACCUAUCAUACUACUAUGACUGACCCUGUACAACAACACCUAUCAUACUACUAUGACUGACCCUGUAAAACAACACAUUACUGGUUUAUGUGACAAAAAAAACAUAUAUUCUAAUGCUGAGUGCUACAAAACGAGAUCCUAUUCGAUCCUCAGGAUAAUGUGAAAUCCUAUAGCAGCACCUUCAACAUUAAAGGAGAAUCAGGAUAAUGUGAAAUCCUAUAGCAGCACCUUCAACAUUAAAGGAGAAUCAGGAUAAUGUGAAAUCCUAGAGCAGCACCUUCAACAUUAAAGGAGAAUCAGGAUAAUGUGAAAUCCUACAGCAGCACCUUCAACAUUAAAGGAGAAUCAGGAUAAUGUGAAAUUCUACAGUAGCACCUUCAACAUUAAAGGAGAAUCAGGAUAAUGUGAAAUCCUAUAGCAGCACCUUCAACAUUAAAGGAGAAUCAGGAUAAUGUGAAAUCCUUGGGCAGCACCUUCAACAUUAAAGGAGAAUCAGGAUAAUGUGAAAUCCUUGGGCAGCACCUUCAACAUUAAAGGAGAAUCAGGAUAAUGUGAAAUCCUACAGCAGCACCUUCAACAUUAAAGGAGAAUCAGGAUAACGUGAAAUCCUACAGCACCACCUUCAACAUUAAAGGAGAAUCAGGAUAAUGUGAAAUCCUACAGCACCACCUUCAACAUUAAAGGAGAAUCAGGAUAAUGUGAAAUCCUACAGCACCAACUUCAACAUUAAAGGAGAAUCAGGAUAAUGUGAAAUCCUACAGCACCACCUUCAACAUUAAAGGAGAAUCGGGAUAAUGUGAAAUCCUACAGCACCACCUUCAACAUUAAAGGAGAAUCAGGAUAAUGUGAAAUCCUACAGCACCACCUUCAACAUUAAAGGAGAAUCAGGAUAAUGUGAAAUCCUACAGCACCACCUUCAACAUUAAAGGAGAAUCGGGAUAAUGUGAAAUCCUACAGCACCACCUUCAACAUUAAAGGAGAAUCUGUUCAAGAAUAAGCAGCUGGUUGUACAGAGACAGAAGACUUGUCUUUGUCAGAUGCAUGGACCAGAUCAGCGUAAGCUAUAAGGUUUUUCCAUUCCAUGAAAAUGUGUGUUUACUCUUAAAUGUCUCUAUCAUCAUGUUUAUAAUAUUUCUGAGGAUCCUAUUAUUCUGUUCAAGAGACUGCUUUAGAGUUGGACCUAUUUCUGCUCUCUCUCUUGGUUGAAAUAACCAGAGUCUCUCUCUCUGUCUCUCUCUCUUUAUCUCCACACCUCUCUCUAGCUCUCUCUCUCUCUUCACACCUCUCUCUCUCUCUCUCUCUCGCUCUCUUUCCACACCUCUCUCUAGCUCUCUCUCUCUUCACACCUCUCUCUCUCUCUCGCUCGCUCUCCACACCUCUCUCUAGCUCUCUCCCUCUUCACACCUCUCUCUCUCUCUCUUGUUCUCUCUCCACACCUCUCUCUAGCUCUCUCUCUCUUCACACCUCGCUCUCUCUCUAUUUCUCUCCACACCUCUCUCUCUCCACACCUCUCUCUCUCUCCACACCUCUCUCUAUCUCUCUCUCUCUCUCUCUCUCUCUCUCUCUCUCUCUCUCUCUCUCUCUCUAUCUAUCUAUCUAUCUAUCUAUCUAUCUAUCUAUCUAUCUAUCUAUCUAUCUAUCUAUCUAUCUAUCUAUCUAUCUAUCUAUCUAUCUAUCUAUCUAUCUAUAUCUCCAUAUCUCUCAAUUUCAAUUUAAGGGGAUUUUUUGGCAUGGGAAACAUAUGUUUACAUUGCCAAAGCAAGUUAAAUAGAUAAUAAAUAAAAGUGAAAUUAACAUAAAAAAAUUAAUAGUAAACAUUAAUCACAAAAGUUCCAAAAGAAUAAAGACAUUUCAAAUGUCAUAUUAUGUCUAUAUACAGUAUUGUAACGAUGUGCAAAUAGUUAAAGUACAAAAGGGAAUAUAAAUAACAUUAACAUAAAUAUGGGUUGUAUUUACAAUGUUGUUUGUUCUUCACUGGUUGACCUUUUCUUGUGGUAACAGGUCACAUGUCUUGCUGCUGUGAUGUCACACUGUGGUAUUUUACCCAGUAGAUAUGGGAGUUUAUCAAAAUUAGAUUUUGGGGGGGAAUUAUUUGUGGGUCUGUGUAAUCGGAGGGAAAUAUGUGUCUCUAAUAUGGUCAUCUAUUUGGCAGGAGGUUAGGAAGUGCAGCUCAGUUUCCACCUCAUUUUGUGGGCAGUGUGCACAUAGCCUGUCUUUUCUUGAGAACCAAGGCUAUGCUCACUGAGUCUGUACAUAGUCAAAGUUUUCCUAAACAUUACACUCACAAAAGGUCUCUCUCUCUCUCUCUCUCUCUCUCUCUCUCUCUCUCUCUCUCUCUCUCUCUCUCUCUCUCUCUCUCUCUCUCUCUCUCUCUCU